Molecule: messenger RNA, 1122 nt
Organism: Ipomoea nil (Japanese morning glory)
Lineage: Eukaryota; Viridiplantae; Streptophyta; Magnoliopsida; Solanales; Convolvulaceae
Product: F-box/kelch-repeat protein At3g23880-like
Exons: 1
Coding region: 1-1122 (373 amino acids)
Molecular function (GO): protein binding
Source: RefSeq, a predicted model, not a curated record
AUGUCGUUCCCUACUCCUAAGCGCCAUAUGCAACAACAAAAUUUGAAUCAAGAUAUAAUCACAGAAAUCCUUAAAAGGCUGCCUGUGAAAUCUCUACUGCAAUUUAGGUGUGUUUCAAAAGUUUGGCGUGCUUUAAUAUCAUCUCCGGAAUUUGUCAAAUUGCACUUAAAUUUUCAUUCGAAAAAGGAUAUUAAGGUCAUGACAUAUAGCAGUGUAAAUCGGAUUAGCUAUAUGUCCUUGUUUUCUAUUACAGAAAACAAGCAAUCAUCAUUUCGAAAGUUUAUUACAAAUGACCGCUCGGUCUUAAUCCCUGAAGAUGGUUUUGAAUUUUUGGGUUCUUGCAAUGGGCUCUUUUGCUUUCGUGCUAAACCGUAUCAAAUAAUGAUUUGGAACCCUUCAUUAAAUGGAAACGUCAAGACAAUCCCAGACGUAUGGCGGUUCGGCUACAUAAGCAUAUUUGGAUUUGGAUACGACAUGCAUAAUGACAACUACAAGGUUGUUUAUGCUUAUUAUGGUGACAAUAAUGGUGAUGAUGAAUAUGCGGUUUUGGUGUAUAGUUUUAAGCUUGGGACAUGGAAAAGAUGUGAUAGAGGGUUUAGUAGUGGGUUUGUUUAUCCCAGAAUUGCUGUGUUUGUGAGUGGUAGUCUCAACUGGUGCAACAACAACUUAAAUGACAGUGACUGGAGUUGGAAUAUAAUUUCUUUUAAUUUAACCACCGAAACAGCCAAAGCUAUAGCGUUACCCAGCCAUGAACAUGGGGCUGCCAUUUGUGUAGGUGAGUCAAGAGGAUUGCUUUUUGCAGGUUUUCAUCUCAAACGUCAAAUGGAAGUUUGGGUGAUGAAUGAGUUUGGAGUUGAAGAAUCAUGGACUAAACUUGUCUGCAUUUCAAACUUACCAGUUCAUCAUCCACUUCCCCGGGGUUCAGAGAACACGGCAUACAUGGCUCUGUGUAAUGCUAAACUCGCAAUUGUACAUGUUUCGGAAAAUGGUGAUAUUCUAAUGAUGGUUGGACAUCAGUUGAAGCUCCAUAGACCUAACGCUAGAAGGGGUAAGAAUUUUAAUAUCCCCUAUGAUCUUGGUUAUACGGUUACAAGUUAUGUGGACACCCUUGUUUCACCAUGA